This is a messenger RNA of Emys orbicularis (European pond turtle), 3354 nucleotides long. RefSeq names its product mannosidase alpha class 2B member 1 (gene MAN2B1). Gene Ontology annotation, molecular function: carbohydrate binding; alpha-mannosidase activity. Gene Ontology annotation, cellular component: lysosome. Gene Ontology annotation, biological process: mannose metabolic process. The record is from RefSeq and is a predicted model, not a curated record. NCBI's taxonomy places the organism in Eukaryota, Metazoa, Chordata, Testudines, Emydidae.
AUGGGGCUGCCCGUGGGGCUGAUCCUGGGCGUGGGUGCUGGGGCGGCUGCAGCCGGCUGUGGCUAUGAGUCCUGCCCGGCCACUAAAGCAGACAUGCUGAAUGUCCACUUGAUCCCUCACACGCACAACGAUGUGGGCUGGCUGAAAACAGUGGAUCAGUAUUUUUAUGGAGCACGCAACGACAUCCAGCACGCCGGCGUGCAGUACAUCCUGGACUCCGUCAUCCCCCAGCUCCUGGCCGACCCCACCAAGCGCUUUAUCUACGUCGAGGUGGCCUUCUUCUACCGCUGGUGGCGGCUGCAGGCGGAGUCCACGCGGCAGGCGGUGAGGCAGCUGGUCAGCGAGGGACGGCUGGAAUUUAUCAACGGCGGCUGGUGCAUGAACGAUGAGGCAGCCGCCCACUACAACGCCAUGAUCGACCAGAUGACGCUGGGGCUGCGCUUCCUACAGGAGACCUUCGGGGAGUGUGGCCGGCCUCGCGCCGCCUGGCACAUCGACCCCUUCGGCCACUCCCGAGAGCAGGCCUCCCUCUUCGCCCAGAUGGGCUUCGACGGCUUCUUUUUCGGCCGCCUGGAUUACCAGGACAAAGCCAACCGGGAGCAGCUGCGGGAGAUGGAGCAGAUCUGGAGAGCGAGCGCCAGCCUGCAGCCACCCGGUGCCGACCUCUUCACCGGUGUCCUCCCCAACGGCUACAACCCGCCCCUGUCCCUCUGCUGGGACCAGUUCUGCUCCGACAGCCCCAUCGUGGACGAUGCGAGUGAUGAGAACAACGUGGACAGCCUGGUGGCAUAUUUCCUGGGAACCGCAGCUGCCCAGGCCAAGCACUACCGCACUAAGCACAUCGUCAUGACGAUGGGCUCGGAUUUCCAGUACGAGAACGCCAACCUGUGGUACAAGAACAUGGACAAGCUCAUCAAACACGUCAACGCGCAGCAACUCAACGGGAGCCAGGUUCACGUGCUCUACUCCACCCCCACCUGCUACCUGUGGGAACUCUUCAAAGCCAACCUGUCGUGGUCCCUCAAAUACGACGAUUUCUUCCCUUACGCUGACGGGCCGCACCAUUUCUGGACAGGCUACUUCACCAGCCGGCCGGCCUUCAAGCGCUACGAGCGACUGAGCAACAACUUCCUACAGGUUUGCAACCAGCUGGAAGCCUUGGCUGGUCCGGUGGCGAGGACGGGUCCCUACGGGAAAGGAGACAGCGCCGUGCUCCGCCAGGCCAUGGCAGUGGCCCAGCAUCACGACGCCGUCAGCGGGACGGAGAAGCAGCACGUGGCGAAUGACUACGCCAAGCGCCUGGCUGCCGGCUGGGACGCCUGCCAGGUCCUGGUCAGUAACGCUCUGGCCAGCAUCAGCGGCAACAAGGAGAACUUCAUCUAUUGCAACUACCUCAAUAUCAGCGUGUGCCCGCUGACCGAAUCCUCCGGCACCUUCAUGGUGAUCCUCUACAACCCGCUGGGACGGCGUGUGAGCUGGAACGUCCGGCUGCCGGUGAAGGGAGCCUCGUAUUCGGUGACAGAUCCCAACGGCCAGACGGUGCCGAAUGAGGUUGUCCCCGUCUCAAACUUCACCCGGGCGGUGAGGCGAGACCGGGGAGACGCCACCCACGAGUUGAUCUUCCCUGCCUCGGCCCCUCCCCUGGGCUACAGCUCCUACACCGUCUCAAAAACGGCCAGCGGGGACCUGCGCUCCAGGCUGGCCAAGCGGAUCCGGGAGCAGGCCCAGCCCCGGGUGGGCGCCUGGCCCCCCAGGGAGAUCCAGAAUGAGCACCUCCGGGUUCUCUUCGACCCGGGCACUGGGCUCCUGAUGGAGAUUCAGAACCUGGACAAAAGCAUCUCGCUGCCUGUGUCUCAGAACUUCUUCUGGUACAACGCCAGCAUUGGCAAUGAUGACAGCGCCCAGGCCUCCGGGGCAUAUAUCUUCAGGCCCAACCGCUCCGAGCCCUUCCGUGUGGCUGGGCGAGCCCACACGUACUUGGUGAAGAACAAGCUGGUGCAGGAGGUUUACCAGAACUUCUCUUCGUGGUGCUCGCAGGUGGUGCGGCUCUAUGCUGGGGAGGCCUAUGUGGAGCUGGAGUGGACGGUGGGGCCCAUCCCUAUAGACGACGGGCUAGGCAAGGAGAUCAUCAGCCGUUUCGAGACGUCCCUGCAGACAGACGGACGCUUCUACACGGACUCCAACGGGCGGGAGAUUCUGGAGCGGAGGCGGGAUUAUCGAGCCACGUGGAACCUGAGCCAGACGGAGCCGGUGGCUGGGAACUACUAUCCCGUCAACAGUCGCAUCUAUAUCAAGAACAAGAAGUUCCAGCUGACGGUGCUGACGGAUCGCUCGCAGGGGGGCAGCAGUGUGGCCGAUGGCUCCGUGGAGCUCAUGGUGCAUCGGCGGCUGCUCUACGACGACAACCGUGGGGUGGGGGAGCCCCUGCUGGAGCCGGGGGUCUACAACGACGGCCUGGUGGUGAGGGGCCGGCACCUCGUCUUCCUGGACACGGUGGAGUCUUCGGCUGAUCGGCACCGGCUGCAGGCCCAGCAGGAGUUCAUGGCGCCCCAGCUGGUCCUGGCCCCUGGCGGGGGCCCUUCCUUCCACCGGGGGCAGCGCAGCCUCAAGCAGUUCUCUGCUCUGAAGCAAGCGCUUCCCCCCUCCAUCCAUCUCCUGACGCUGGCCCAGUGGGACCCCAGCUCCGUCCUCAUCCGCCUGGAGCACCAGUUUGAGAGAGGGGAGAGCGCCAACGGCUCCCAGCCCAUCACUGUCGACCUGCUGCACCUGUUCUCCUCCUUCACCAUCACCUCCCUGCAGGAGAUGAACCUGGUGGCCAACCAGAAGCGAGAGGCCAUGAACCGGCUCAACUGGAGGCCAGCCACAGGUGCAGCAAGGCGCCAGCCCUACCCUCGGCUUAACCCGCUGGGAGUCACGCUGCAGCCCAUGGAGAUUCGCACCUUCCUGGCCACCAUCCAGUACACGGGCCCCAGUGGGGGCCAGGCGGAGCUGUAGGGGGAGCCAGCCCCCCACCUCCGUCCCAGGAUCAAGCCGUCCAGGUGGAGCCCUGAACUGCUGGCCCCCCCCACCUCAGCCAGGUGGGGCCCUGCCCACCUGAGAACUUGACUGGUGGGAAUGGGGGGGCACAUCCUGGCUGUUGGGAGGCUUGCCUUGGAAAGCGACCCAGCACGAACCAAACUUGCACCUGUCAGGCCCUGCUUUAAGGCAGUGCCAGCCUCGGGGGAGAAGGGGGCAGAAUCCAGCCCCCCCCCCCCCCCCCCCAACUCCUCAGCACAGCCUCUGAUUUCUACCCACCUGCCCCUUCAGCCUGAGGCCGGCGUAGUGUGGGUCUAAGUGCCACUGUUAAUAAACAAG